UACGUGGAGGACGGCACGGCCUGCGGGCCCAACAUGCUGUGCCUGGGCCACCGCUGUCUGCCAGCCUCGGCUUUCAACUUCAGCACCUGCCCGGGCAGCGGGGAGCGCCGGGUCUGCUCCCACCACGGGGUCUGCAGCAACGAGGGCAAGUGCAUCUGCCAGCCCGACUGGACAGGCAAGGACUGCAGCAUCCACAACCCCCUGCCCACGGCACCGCCCACCGCGGAGACCGAGCGGUACAAAGGUCCCAGUGGCACCAACAUCAUCAUCGGCUCCAUUGCUGGCGCCGUCCUGGUCGCGGCCAUCGUCCUGGGCGGCACAGGCUGGGGAUUUAAAAACAUACGCCGAGGAAGGUCCGGAGGGGCCUAAGCGCCACCUCCCCACGCCUGGCGCCACCGUCAGCCACCAGGGUGGCGCCGUGCACGUGUCUUCCAGGUCCCCCGCUGCUCUGGUGCGCAGAGUGGUGUGGUGGUGUCCUCUUGCCACGGUGACUGGGCCGGGAGGACUCGUCCAGGCCACCUCCCGCGGCUCAGGUCCUGUGCACACCCGCUGUGUGAAUGUAGCUUCUGCCCCCGAGCACGCCACGGCCCUGCUCUCCACGGGGAGAGGCACCCACAUUUUUCUUACCGAUCUGAACUGAUGAAUGUAACUCGGGGUGCUGGGGCCAGGGUGGGGGUGGGGGGUUGCUGUUCACGGGAGGGCCCGGUCCUGGUCCUGCCCCUGGGCCACUCGCCUGGCAUGCAGCCCUGAUCAAGGGACACAUCCUGGUGCCCACCCUUCCCCAGGGGGCUGGCGCCCCUCCUGUCAGCAUUAGAGGCCCUGUCACAGGUGCAGGGACCGAGUCCCAGGCUGGCAUUCAUACCAACAGCCGGCCCUGCCUGGUGCAUGUGUUCGGGGUUCUCUAACAAAGUGGCACGUCCCGUCCAGGCAGGGCAACUCCAAGCUGACCCAGGGUCCUGUGCCCGGAGGCCAGCUCCCGGAGAGGACUCUAGUCAGGAGAAGAGGUGGCCAGGCUGGGGUGAGGCCAGGACAAGCCUCAUGGCUGAGACCUCCUGGCCCCCAGACCCAUUCCCCUUGCUGCCCCUGUUCGGGUCCCUGUGUCCCACCCGGGCAGAGCCAGCUUGAGCAGAAAGCAGCUGGUGGUGCAGCUGCCCAGGAACCAACCACAGUGAACACCAUGCCACCAGGCUUUCCUGGGGUUCUGGGGGCCUCUGAGGAGGUGACACGGAGAAGAUGGGCCUGGGCCCGGGUGGCUUCUUGGGGGCUGGAGGAUGUGGACUCCAGGGGUACCCCAGGACCAAGCCCCACUGGGCACUGCCCCAACAGAGCUGGGUGGGGCCCACGGGGUGGGGACAGGGAGGACACAGACUUCCCGUCCUGCCCACCCUGGCUCCCAGCCAUCUGCAUCCUGUUUGCCUGGCAGUACCCAGGAGGUUGGGGGCUGCAGUGCUGCCCUAGUCCUGUACGGAUGUCAUCAGGCUGGGCACCAAUUAAAGAUCCCACCGGGCUCCGAGGAGUCCACAGUA
Molecule: messenger RNA, 1526 nt
Organism: Fukomys damarensis (Damara mole-rat)
Lineage: Eukaryota; Metazoa; Chordata; Mammalia; Rodentia; Bathyergidae
Product: disintegrin and metalloproteinase domain-containing protein 11-like
Exons: 5
Coding region: 34-369 (111 amino acids)
Source: RefSeq, a predicted model, not a curated record